ACCGAACCGAACCACCACAAAACCCAAAUCCAUCGCCGUCCAAUCUCUUCCUUUUCCUCAAUAGAGAAAAGUCCUUCCUUUCUCGUCUCCUCCUCUUCAUUUUCCGGUUGCUGAAUCUGAUUCAGAGGAAGAUAUCAUUGAAAAUUUCAGAGAGAAACGAUGCCGUUUUGCGAGGUCGUGAAAGAAGACGUCGGCCCAGAGACGACUCUUAACAAUGCCGCAAUCAAAAUCUUCUACAGAACCUACGGUCAUGGUCCUAUCAAAGCUCUUCUCAUCAUAGGUUUAGCAGGAACCCAUGAGUCCUGGGGUCCUCAAAUCAUGGGAUUGACGGGGACGGAUAAACCCAACGACGACGAUGAAGACGACGGAGGAAUUGUUUCCGAUGGUUCUGGUAUCGAGGUUUGCGCUUUCGAUAAUCGUGGUAUGGGUCGGAGCUCUGUGCCUACCCACAAAUCCGAGUACACAACAACGAUAAUGGCAAAUGAUUCAAUUAGUUUGUUGGAUCAUUUGGGUUGGAAGAGAGCUCACAUAAUUGGCCAUUCUAUGGGAGCUAUGAUAGCUUGCAAGUUAGCUGCAAUGGUGCCCGAACGGGUUCUUUCGUUGGCGUUGCUUAACGUUACAGGUGGAGGGUUCGAAUGUUUCCCCAAGCUUGACCGGCAAUCGCUUUCCAUUGCGAUACGUUUUCUGAAGGCAAAGACCCCUGAACAAAGGGCAGCUGUUGAUUUGGACACACAUUAUUCAAAGGAUUACUUAGAAGAAUCUGUAGGAACUAACACAAGACGGGCAAUUUUAUAUCAGCAAUAUGUGAAAGGAAUAUCAGAAACUGGAAUGCAGUCCAAGUACGGGUUUGAUGGCCAAAUUAACGCUUGUUGGUUACACAAAAUCACAAAACCAGAGAUCGAAGUAAUCCGCUCGGCUGGAUUUCUUGUCUCAGUCAUUCAUGGAAGGUAUGCAACACCGACACAAUUAGAAUCAAAGUCACCUCCUCAUGCACUCAGACUUGAGUUUGUUGAUCUUGUAAAGCAUCUUUACCUUUACACAGUAGUUAAUUUGAGAAUGUGUUGGGUUAUAUGCAGACAUGAUGUGAUUGCUCAGAUAUGUUACGCAAGAAGACUGGCACAGAGGCUAUAUCCCGUCGCUAGAAUGGUAGAUCUUCAUGGAGGUCAUCUUGUAAGCCAUGAGAGGACAGAAGAGGUUAAUAAAGCUCUUCUCGAGUUAAUCAAGGCGUCAGAAAUGAAGAAAAGACCAACUGAUUGGACUAACCUCACCAUGGAAACACCCGGUUAUCUCAAGAGGAGACUAGCAUUGAUUACAAGCUCAUCAGAAGGCAAGAAUGCCGUCUCUCCCGCACAUUUUAUAGCGGAAAAGUUCCAUCGCUUUCUACUUUUCCUCUUCGGACUUCUGGUUUUGGCAUUUGAGUAUUCAAGAAGAGCUUUCAGGGCUGUAAAACCCGUCAAAGUUGGACCUUGUCUUACAUAACAACAACCCUUCACAUUUCAAUUUGUCGACCAAAUAUAUUCAUACAAGCAAUGAGACAUUUCUUCAAUGAUCAAGCUGAUGAAACAUAAGAGCUUAAAGAUAAGUUUGCUGCAAACAGAAGCUAAGAGAAGAAGACAGAGCUUUCACAUGGAAGAGAUUAUACAACCUGUUGAUAUAUAUACACGUGUAGAGGAUCCAUGACCAACAUUUGUUCUACGAAUGUAAUAUGUAAAGAUAAUACAUCGAAAUCUCAAUAUAGACUUGUAUGUUUUCGUGUACCUAUAGAACAUAACUGUUUUCUUAAGUGUCUGCGCCAAAAGAAGAAUUACAAGUCCUA
Messenger RNA from Arabidopsis lyrata subsp. lyrata, 1816 nucleotides. RefSeq names its product putative aminoacrylate hydrolase RutD. Lineage: Eukaryota; Viridiplantae; Streptophyta; Magnoliopsida; Brassicales; Brassicaceae. The transcript is spliced from 10 exons. Bases 160 to 1479 code for a protein of 439 amino acids. The record is from RefSeq and is a predicted model, not a curated record. Gene Ontology annotation, molecular function: catalytic activity.